This is a messenger RNA of Cucurbita maxima (winter squash), 1582 nucleotides long. Its product is annotated as peroxidase 17. The record is from RefSeq and is a predicted model, not a curated record. NCBI's taxonomy places the organism in Eukaryota, Viridiplantae, Streptophyta, Magnoliopsida, Cucurbitales, Cucurbitaceae. Gene Ontology annotation, biological process: response to oxidative stress; hydrogen peroxide catabolic process. The transcript has 3 exons. Gene Ontology annotation, molecular function: peroxidase activity; heme binding. Bases 117 to 1088 code for a protein of 323 amino acids.
ACUGAGCUUGCGUCCAGAACUAGCUCAAAGCUUUUGAUGAUGCUGCUAUAAAAAGAUCUACUCGGUUGCCAUAUCGGAAGAAUUGCAUUCCCAACGCGCAACCACUACCCAAAAGCAUGUUCUCUCUCUUCCUCCUCCCUCUCUUCUUCCACUUCCCAUCCGUUUCUCCGGCCAAACUCCGCCCCGAAUACUACGCCGAGUCAUGCCCUCACGCGGAAUCCAUCGUCCGGACUGUGAUGCACAAAGCUCUGAUCAGAGAGCCUCGAAGUGUUGCCUCUGUUAUGCGCUUCCAAUUUCACGAUUGCUUUGUUAAUGGCUGUGAUGCUUCUAUGUUGCUGGAUGAUACACCGACAAUGCUUGGAGAGAAACUCUCUCUCUCGAACAUUAAUUCGCUUAGAUCUUAUGAAGUUGUUGAUGAAGUGAAGGAGGCGUUGGAGAAGGCCUGUCCUGGAAUCGUCUCGUGUGCAGAUAUCAUUAUCAUGGCGUCUAGAGAUGCCGUUGCUCUGACAGGCGGCCCCAACUGGACAGUGAGAUUAGGCAGGCUGGACAGCUUAACAGCAAGCCAAGAGGACUCAAACCAGAUCAUGCCAAGUCCAAGAGCCAAUGCAAGCUCUCUCAUUGACCUCUUCAACAAAUACAACUUAUCUGUUAAAGAUCUGGUUUCUCUUUCAGGUUCCCACUCCAUCGGCCAAGGCCGAUGUUUCUCCAUCAUGUUUCGGCUCUACAACCAGUCUGGUACUGGGAGGCCAGACCCGGCCAUCGAGCCGGGCUUCAGAGAAGAGCUCUUUAAGCAAUGCCCUCAAGGUGGGGACGAAAAUGUAACAAUGAACCUUGACUCUACACCUUAUAUUUUUGACAAUCAGUACUUCAAGGACUUGGUUGGUGGGAGAGGGUUCUUGAAUUCUGAUGAAACUCUCUAUACAUUUGCUGCAACUAGAAGGUAUGUGAGGUACUUCAGCAAAAACCAAAGCGCGUUUUUUAACGCAUUCGUGGAGGGUAUGCUGAAGAUGGGUGACUUGCAGUCUGGCCGCCCAGGGGAGGUUAGAAGGAAUUGUAGGGUAGUCAAUGGCCAGUCUGUGAUCAUAUAACAUGGCCAGUCUGUGACCAUAAAACAUAGCCCCAACCGUAUUAUUAGCAUGUAUUAUAUCCUUUGAACUUGAAGGUUAAAAUAUCUAUUAUCUUACAUUUAUUAGGCGUCAUCAUUUGUAAGAUAAAACAUGUAAAAAAAAUUAUUUAUACUAAUUACCAUGUUAAACAUCGUCGGCUCUAAUCCAUCGGUCAGAGCCCAAUAGUCCAAUUUAAUCCAACAUCGGCCCAUUAAGCCCACUGUCUAGCAGCCCAACCUAGAAGCUCUCUAGUCCAGCAGCCUUCACACAAAGCCCACGACCCAGUUCGUUCUGCAGCCUAAACCUAUAGCCACACGAUCUCAGCUCAAAUCACGUGCGACUCGGCUCAGCUUGGACAACGCGCCACCCUCGGUCAACGAUCAACCAAUUGUGUGAGUGUGGUUGUGGCUAUGUGAGAUAAUUGGACAAAUUAUUACAUCAAACAAUUUGAUGAAAAGCUUACAUUGUUCGGUUCU